Messenger RNA from Hemibagrus wyckioides, 2141 nucleotides. RefSeq names its product keratin-associated protein 10-1. Bases 175 to 1101 code for a protein of 308 amino acids. The record is from RefSeq and is a predicted model, not a curated record. Lineage: Eukaryota; Metazoa; Chordata; Actinopteri; Siluriformes; Bagridae. The transcript is spliced from 9 exons.
AUGUCAGCAGAAAGGUAGCAACAGAAGUGGGGAGAGGGAGGGCGGGAGAGGAGGGCAACAAGGAAGACAAGGGGAGAGCCCAGGCACUUGACUUCAACCACAGCUGCCAUCCCCAGGCAAAACAUCACUAUCCUUCAUUCUCAGCAAAAGUGAAAACAGCUCACAUCAAAAAAAAUGAAGGGCUCUGUACUAAUACCCUGUACUAAAGCAGGUUUCCUUCUUUUUGUUUUAUUGCAGGCAAGUUUGAUUUUGUAUGCAAGUGCACAAAAUUCAACAAAUUCCACAGACAUUAUAGCAAACAAUGCAACCUUACUGACUAAUCUGACUGCAAACAGUACCAGUUUAACCUCAGCUAAUGCUACAACCAGUAACCAGUCUCUUGGCACAAAUGUCACAAGCUCAGCAAUGGUAUCCUGUCGAAUCUUCUCUUGCAAUUACUCAGCAUGCCAGAGUACAUUCAUGAGCUCCAAUGUCACCACUUGCUCAGCUUCUGAACCUUUUUGUGAGCUGAGAAGAGAUGGAGAUGCAUUAUAUUCAGUGAGGUGCACAAGCACCUGCCUCACUGCUUGUACGAACACCUCUCAGAACAACUGCUCCAUUAACUGUUGCACCAGCAAUUGUGACAACUCCACUCUCAACAGCCUACUCAACUCUUCUGUCAUAAUGACUACUACAGCAACCGCUGCCACCAGCACCACCACCACUAAGGCUUCUACCAUUGCAUCCACCACCAUGGCAACCAAUGGAAAGAAGUGCCAUAAGAUGACCUGUAAUGGAGAAACCUGUUAUCAAGGCAACACUAAUGUUGGCCUGUGUUCUCCUGGUCAGAACUUCUGCAUGCUGAAGAAGACACAAUCUGUGACAGUAGUGGUCUGGACAGCGAGCUGUAUCGAAGACUGUAGCAAGGAGACAGUGUGUGCUUCCACUAAUACCAACUGCAUUCUAGAGUGUUGUAAUACCACCACAACAAGCUCCUGCCUCAAGAUGAAUGGCCAAGUAAACAUUGUCGGUUCUGGCACUAUUGCUCCAUGCUGUCAUGUGCCACUCUUGGUGUCCUCGUUCUUCCUCUGGUUGCUGAUGAUCGGCAAACCUUCAGAUUAAAUUAUAAGUGUCCAAUGAGCCUGACCACUAGCUCUUGAUCACUGAUGGGACACAGUGUGUGUGUGAGUGUGUUUGUGUGUGUGUGUGUGUGUGUGUGAGAGAGAGAGAGAGAGAGAGAGAGAGAGAGAGAAGAGGAAUUGUGUGCUAUUUAUUUAAUUGCCUGUCAACUGAAAAUAUGUACUACAUGAUGAGGAAAUUACUAUAAUUUAAUGAUGUAUAAUCCAAAGCUUAAGAUAAAAGGAGCAUAUUGAGAGUAAUUGAAUUUGUUGACAACUUCAUUAUAUAGAAAUAUAUAUUAAUUGUAUGUCUUAGUUUAGUAUGUUUUCUUUACCAUUUGCAUAUGACAACAUAGCUUAUUUUGCAGCAAACAAUCCAAUCACUUAGGGCCUUUUUGAUUGGUGUCUAUUAUUUUCCGAUGUUUGGGUAAUGUGGAUCACAUUACCUGCUACGCAGUCAUUCUUUCUCCUACCAAAGCAGAUAAUCCAGACCUAACAAUCAGAACAAUAUUUGUUAAUAAUGUUUCAGAACAUGCACAUUAAGGCUGUUUGACAGAACACUGAUGAAGUCAUCAACAUACAAAACUGACAACCAAACAAAAUGUAAUAUAUACUUUAUAAUAUAUGUGCACUUUAUACUUAUGCAAGAUAAAUGUAGUCUAAAAAAUACUUGCAUAUGUAAAAAAGGCUGUGUGGCAGAAGACUUUUAGCUAAAACGCAAAACCAAAAUUUAUUUUUGAACUAACAUAUAUUGCACUAUAAGAUUGUAUAAACAUAUCUACAAUUUCUGGUACAUAUUAAAUAAUUAUUGAUAAAAAUCUGACUUUGCAUGUUUGAUUGAUAAGGACUCAUGUAUAGUUUGAAUUAAACCAGUCCAUCAACAGAAAAACCCUGACAAAUUAUUUAAAAGAUGGAAAGAAAUGUGCCAGAGAGGAAAUGAAAAACAAAAUUCAAUCAAAAUAAUGUAAUAAUGUCCUAUAGAGGGUGUUUCCAGGCUAGGCUUCUGGCCAGAUUCACACGAACAUGGGCAGGAUAAAGCAACUG